GAAGGUUUCAGGUUAUCUUAUCUGACAGAUAAGGUUAUUGUUUGACAAACUGCAUUUCUUAAGUUCUUUAAAGAGACAAUGGUAUUAUGGGUUUUAAUUUCAGUGCUUUCAUUGUCUUUCAUAAGGGGUUGCUUUGUUGGAUGGUUGCCAUUCCAGGACAAAUGUUACUUCUUUAGCCAUACAACAGACUCUUGGCCAGAUGCUGGAAGUACUUGUACGCAACUUGGAUCUAAACUAGCUGAACCAAGAACAAUAGAGGCGGCCAGGUUUCUAAUCAGCCACAGUCAGAGUUUAGAUAAAAGUUUCUGGAUGGGGAUGUCAGAUUUAGUGGAGGAGGAUAGAUGGGAGUACUCUUCUACACAUGAUCGUGUAACACUUGACUUGUGGCAGCCUGGAGAACCAAAUGCCCAUACGGAUCAGAAUUGCAUGGUUAUGUGGCAGCCUUUUCACGGCAAAUGGGGAGAUAAUGUUUGCUCUGAAAAGCUUUACUUUGUUUGUGAAAUAGAUAACGGAGAUCCUCCCCAGGUAGUUGGAUAAGAUGUAUGGUGGACUUUUGUGAUAAACAUAUUAAACGUUUACAACUGC
Saccostrea cuccullata (small rock oyster) is the source of this 585-nucleotide messenger RNA. RefSeq names its product C-type lectin domain family 17, member A-like. The coding region runs from base 79 to 537 and encodes 152 amino acids. The transcript has 5 exons. Lineage: Eukaryota; Metazoa; Mollusca; Bivalvia; Ostreida; Ostreidae. The record is from RefSeq and is a predicted model, not a curated record.